CGGCAAAGUGUGUUGUCCUCAGUCUCUCGCCCCUGGACACACUGAGCAGUCAAACAGAGCUGCGUCAUCUGCGUGUGAGUCUGCACGUCCAGCUGAUUGUGUUUACUUCCCACCGAUGAUGGAAAACACACGCUGCUUUGCGAACCGCUUCUCCGACUACAGAGGUGGGCUGCUGCCAGGCCAGAGCGUCAAGGUGAUCGCGCCCACCGUGGUGGCCACCGUGGACAAAAUCCUGAAGAAUGUCCCCAUCGACUUCAGCGACUGUGACGGAGGACUGUACGAUGGACCAGCCGGGGUGGCGUACAUGCUGUACCACGUCAGCGAGUGUCCGCUCUUCUUUCAGCACCGGGAGGUCUACUUGAAGACGGCCAAGCAGAUGAUUGACCUGUCGGUCAGAUAUGUGGACGCGGAGCCGGAUAUAAAUAUGCGCGCCGCCUUCCUGCUCGGCGGGGCGGGCAUCUACGCGGUGGCCGCUAUGAUAUACAAGUCCAUGGGCUUGGCUGAUUUCGUGAAGCCGCUCACGAAAUUCCGCAACCUGUGGGAAGUUUGUGCGCCUAUCAAUUUUCUGGAAUGCGGUUCGGAUGAGCUGUUCGUAGGCCGGGCUGGUUACCUGUGCGCCGCCCUGGUUCUCAGACAGAAGCUGGGCAUAGAGAUUCUCAGCAAGGAUCAAAUCAAAUCUAUUUGCCAGGCCAUCAUCGAGUCAGGUAAACAGUACUCCAGGAGGAAGAGGAAGCCUUUCCCUCUCAUGUACUCAUACUUUGGCACCGAGUAUCUUGGUGCAGCCCACGGCCUCUCGUCAGUGCUGCAGAUGCUGCUGAGCUAUCAGGACAUGCUCAGUAGUGCAGAGAAAGACCUCGUGUGGCAAAGCAUCGAUUUUCUCAUGAACCAGGAGCAGAACUGUAAUUGGCCUGCAGAGCUGGGCGCCAUCAUUGAGAGAGAGAACGAACUGGUGCACUGGUGCCAUGGAGCUCCUGGGGUGGCGUACCUGUUUGCAAAGGCCUAUCUGAUCAAUAAAAGGCCCCAGUAUCUGGACACGUGUAUCCGCAGUGGGGAGCUCGUGUGGCAGAAAGGUUUGCUGAAGAAAGGGCCUGGGAUUUGUCACGGAGUUGCUGGCAGUGCUUACGUUUUCCUCCUGCUCUAUCGGCUCACAGGAAACUCAAAAUACAUCUACCGUGCUCAGAGGUUUGCGGAGUUCCUCUUCACUGAAGAGUUUAAGACCGGUUCCCACUCAGUGAGCAGUGUCUUCAGUCUGUUUGAAGGCUUAUCUGGGACGGUUUGCUUCCUUGUUGACCUCCUGCAGCCGGACCAGGCAGAGUUCCCUCUUUUCAGUGUCUUUGUGUGAGUGGGAAGCACUGACCUCUGCGGAGGUCUCUCCCUCCUUUUGAAAUCCCUUGAAAGUUGACUGUAGAAAGUGAGGUGAAUUUGAGUCAUUCACAACAUUUGAUCUAUGUGUGACAUCCUAAUCCAGUUUUUAAGUUUCCCUCCAUAUUUGUCCAGAAGCAGGAAACGUACAGUAUGUUUUCGAUCUUAUGUUUCUGCAAACCACUGUGAGCUUUGUGAAAAAAUAUCAUUAGUUAUUUACAUUUCUAAAGACAAGCAUACCAAUGUGAUAGAGUUCUACCCACUAUAGUUUUUGGCUGGAAUGAGGCUGAUGAUAACGAUUUAAUGGUAAAGAUAGGAAAAACAUCAAACACAUGGGGAUGUCCUCAUAAUAAAUAUUAAAAAAAAAUAAAAAUAAACAAAAGAAAACCUGUGUCACAGCUUUAAAAGACUCCAGGAUGACACAGCAAUGUUAGGUCUCGACCUCCAACUGUUGUCCAGAUGUAUCAGGUGUUGCACCUUCACCAACCUCUCCACCUCCCAAUGUGAAUUAAGCUAAACAUACUUAAGAACCAUAUCUCUUUUAUAAAUGUUGAUAUGACACAUAGGUAUAAAUCCAUUUGCUACAGAAACAUAGAAAAAUAAAAUGGCAACAUAAUAGAAAGGGAGCUGUUAUUAUUUGUCAAGAAAUAUCAACAAAUCACUUUUUUGUGUCCGAUACCGAUAUCAAAAACUCGAUAUUAGUCCGAUACAGUAAUUUUGGACCAGUUAUGAACGUUUGAAGCUGUUAACAACACCUUUGUGCUGAGUCAUUUCAAAGACAUAAUUCUCCAACUGUGUAACAAAUAUUGUUCUCCCCAAGAAGAAGAAAUAAACAGCCCAAACAUGACUCAGCUAAAAUGCUUUUGCUGAUUUUUAUUUACAUUUUUACAGUCUGUGCAUAGUGAAGCAUGCGACAUAUUGGAUUUUUGGAUGGUAUCGUAGUCUACAUUUUUAUCCAUGCGAUAUCCGAUCCAGUGAUUUUGACCAUACAGUAUUGGGCCGAUACCGAUACUGACCGAUACCGAUUCCCAUCCCUAAAACAACAUCUGCUCGUCCAGUGAUUGAAAUAUCAGCAUAUACUAAAAGGAUGCUGCUCUCAACAUCCGUAACAUAUGCACCAUUAAAUAAUUAGCAAAUACACACAAACAAGUCAAGUGUCACAUAAUGCCUUUUAAAGAUUUUGUACCACUUCACCAGCUCAGCAUCGCAUAUCACAGACCUUAGCCUUCGUCAGUUCUCAAACUGUUGUUGAAAGACUCUGAUAGUGAAUCUGUGUGGAGAGGUAUAGCCAAACUAGUUUACUGUCGUAAUCACAGUCGUACUCUGUGCAAUAUUAAUGGGUGACCUGUUUGACCUGAGGUGGUAGCUGUGGCAGCUGUUUGUAUUUGAUGUUUCAAACUGUGUUAGAUUCUGUACAUCGAGGAUGUUUGAAACGUUAGUUGUGAUUUGUUGUGACUAAAGUACCGUAGAGCGUAGGUUAGUGAUUCAGACUGAAAACAAAAAAGAGUAAAACCUUUUUCCAACUCAGUUGUAUCAAUUACACUCGAUGGAGGAUUCAUUACAUAAAUGAGGCCUUAACACAAAUUUAUAGGACGUGGUUAUGAUCAUGUCUCAAAGCAUAAAGAAAUGAUGUAAUGAUGGGAACUGAAAAUGCUUUUUCCAGUGACACUGAGAUGCAGCUCAAGUUGUUAAAAGCACCUGUGAAAAACUGCAAAGCAAAGCGGUCUCCCUCUGAUAACUAACUGUGCCUGUUGUGUACCAUUUACUGUAUAUGCCUUGUAUACGUCUGUGUAAUGAAUCAAACAGGAUUAUUGUUAUUAAUAAAGUGUCCAGAUAGAAACGUUUU
Messenger RNA from Solea solea (common sole), 3208 nucleotides. RefSeq names its product lanC-like protein 3. Gene Ontology annotation, biological process: carbohydrate metabolic process; peptide modification. NCBI's taxonomy places the organism in Eukaryota, Metazoa, Chordata, Actinopteri, Pleuronectiformes, Soleidae. The coding region runs from base 116 to 1342 and encodes 408 amino acids. The record is from RefSeq and is a predicted model, not a curated record. Gene Ontology annotation, cellular component: plasma membrane. The transcript is spliced from 5 exons.